GUGAAGCACAUAUACAGUGUGUACUUCUGGAAUAUGGCACAAGGUGAUUGGGCAAAGGCUCUAGUGGUUUUGAUACUCCUGUCUCACCUAAUGGACACUCACGAGGCCAGCGUUCACCGUCUUUGUGGUUUACACUUGGUGGAGGCUCUGCUCUUGGUGUGUGAAGGCAGAGGAUUUUACUACAGUCCUCAAAAAGGUUUAUAUGUGCACACAAGCCGCCUGAGGACCUUUCUAGAACGCGCCUCACAGAUGAACAACAAGAAGCUGGGCAUAGUGGAAAAGUGCUGUUACCGUACCUGCACUUAUUAUGACCUGGAGCAUUACUGUAAUCGAUAACACUGGUACAGAAAGAAGUGACAAGGCAACCAGCCUCCAUUGUGCUGAAAGGCAAACUGCACUGGAGAAUAAACCAGUAACACAAGCCACUGACAGCUCUGAGUGAUCACUUUGUUUUCACACCUGAGCUUUAGGCUUUGUGUUUGCCCACUUGUUGACAAAGGCGUCCAGCAAUUGUGCCCAAGGUGUUUUUAUGGAAUGUAAGAUGUUUCUGUUAUCUUCAAGGCUAAAAAACAACACAGAAAAGAAAGCUGGAGAGACUCUAAGGUUGAUGGCAGACACCUUGCUGUGCUACCUGUUGUUUACAGGACUGGAUUGGCCUACUAAAGGGGCAAUUUCAACCCAAAAAUGCAUCUCUUCUUUAUGAGAGCUGGCUGACAGUUGCCACCAACGGAAGGGAACAUGGACAAUAUUACACAUUCAUCAGCCAGUAGAAAAUUACUGGCAUGUUAUUAGCCUAUUAGUUAAUGUUAUUAAUACUGUACUGUACUGUAACAUAAUUUUCUGUUACAUUUGUGAAUAUUAAAUGAUUUAAAGCAGA
This is a messenger RNA of Xenopus laevis (African clawed frog), 877 nucleotides long. RefSeq names its product provisional ortholog of insulin L homeolog (gene ins1p.L). The transcript has 2 exons. The record is from RefSeq and is a predicted model, not a curated record. Bases 34 to 336 code for a protein of 100 amino acids. Lineage: Eukaryota; Metazoa; Chordata; Amphibia; Anura; Pipidae.